GGCGGAGCCCCGCGGGCGGCGGGCCCGGCUGGAGAGCGGGGGCAUGGCGGCGCGGAGCCAGGCCUCCCUGCGGCGCCGGCUGCAGAGCUCGCAGGAGGCGCAGCACCGGCAAGCGGUGCUGGUGCGGAAGCUGCAGGCGAAGGUCCUGCAGUACCGGACUUGGUGUCGAGAGUUGGAGCAGCAGCUGGAAGCAGGAGGGGGAUCCCUUCCAGGCAGGCGGGAAGCCACAGAAGACCACAGCCUGAAGAAAGCACUGCUUCAGUUGGAAGAGGAGCAGCAAAGGUGCGAGAAUCUGGCAGAAGUGAACACUCUCCUGCGGGAGCAGCUCGGUAAAGCGAAUGAGGUUAAUUCAGCCCUCAAAGAAGAUGUUGGAAAACUGACGGCAGAUUGGAUGAGGGCCCGGGAGGAGCUAUUGACGGAGAGUGAAUGGCGCGGUGAACGUGAGCUUUAUGACAGCUGCUUAAGGGGUGAACACAGCCGUCUGCUCAGCCUGUGGCGUCAGGUGGUAACCUUCCGCCGUCAUUUCCUGGAAAUGAAGACCGCCACUGACCGAGAUUUGUCAGAGCUGAAGGCAGAGCAACUGAGGCUUUCUGGAUCCAUACUUGUAAGCUGCUCCCACCUGAACUCUGGCGUACGGCUCUGGGAGUCCGUCAGUCUGGGUAGACCUGUCCUGAAGGAUGAGGCACAGCAGGAAGCGGAAGAGGAAAUGAGCCAGAAGACUUGGGAAGCGAUGCACUUACAAGUCAAGGGGGACCUGGAGAAGAAGGAGCUUCAGGAGAGGCUGAAGGACUUAGCUGCACUUGAAGAAAAACAUGCGUUAUUACAGAGUGAGUUGGUAGACGCAAGAGAGACACUGGAGGAAUCGCACCUUCAGAGGGAUCUGCUGAAGCAAGAGAAACAUCAGCUUACCAUGGCACUGGAAAAGGCAGAGCAGGCAGUAGCAGAGUUGACAGGGGCUCAGAAUAAGCUGAGUGCUGAAGCAGCUGAUCUACGUGUUGCAACAGCGAAGAUGAGCAGUAUGAAUGAAGCCCUUGCACUGGAUAAAGUGCAACUGAGCAAACUUGUGCUGCAGCUGGAGCAAGAGAAUGAAGCUCUGUCAGGCAAAGGCGAGGUGGAGAGAGCAAAGAUCUCUGAGCAGGAGAAGCUGACCUUGUGUGAACGAACAAAUGAAGAGCUCAGCGCAGAGAAAGCCCACCUGGAGCAGCUGCUGAAGAAGGCAGAGGAGCACCAGGAGGGGCUGCAGGUAGAGCUGAGGAGACUGGCAGAGGAGAAGGCAGAAACCCAAGAGAAGCUCAGUCAGGUUUACCGCCAGCAAGAGUCGGCUAGCAGUGGUCUGGAGCAGCUGCGCCAGGAGUCCUCUCGCCAAGGGCAUGCGCUGGCCAAGGUGUGCAAGGAGAAGGAAUUGCUGGUGCACGAGAAGGCUGCCCUAGAGGUGCGACUGGCAGCCGUGGAGCGGGACAGACAAGGCCUUUCAGAGCAGCUGGCAGAGGCCAGGUCGGCGAAGGAGACCCUGGAAUCCAGCCUGUUUGAGGCUCAGCAGCGCUUAUCUCAGCUGGAGAUCGCCAGGAGUCAGCUUGAAGUCCAACUUCACACCGUCACGCAGGCCAAGGAGGUGAUCCAAGGGGAAGUGAAGUGCCUUCAGUGUGAGCUGGAAGCGGAGAGGACUCUGAUGAGGCAGGAACGGGAAAACAUGGCAGAACGGCUCUUGCAGACAGAACGGCAGUAUGACAACACCCUCAGACUCCGGCAAGCUGAGCAUGAAGUGGAAAUAAACAAGCUCCUGCAAGACCUGGCAAGCGAGCGGGAGGGCACCAUUUCAGAGGUCCAGGAGAUGCUGGAGCAAUGGGAAAAGGAGAAGGCAGAGACAGAAAGGGAGCACGAGAAGAAGCUGUUUGAUGUGAAGCAGGAAGUUGCUACCGUGCAGAACAUCACGGCAGAGCUGCAAGCAGAGCUGCAGGAAACUCAGAGCAAGACCGAGGCAGUGGAGAAGAGGCACAAGGGAGAAAUCCAAACCGUCAAAGAGGAAAUGAAUAUCCUCCUUCAGCAGCGGGAUGCUCUACAAAACCAGGUGGAAGAGUUGACAUCUCAGCUAGCAGCCUCUGAAGAGCCUCUAAAGAAGGAGGCUGUGACUCUACAUCAAGAGGUGGCGUCUUUGGAAAGGAAACUCGAGAGCACUGAGAAGCAAAGAAAGGAUGUCCUGCAGGAACGGGACAGACUGCAAGCACUUAAAGAAGAACUGGUAUGGGAGAUAAAACUUCUUCAGGAGUCGGUCACAGCCUCUGAGACCCGAGCGACUACAGCAACAGAUAGGCAUCACUCCCUUGAACAAGAACUCCACACCACAGUGUCUCUCCUAAAAAUUAAAAAUGAGGAACUGGAAAUGCAGCGGGAGAAAAUCCAGGUGCUCCAGAAAGAGGCAGCACAGGGAAAAGCUUUGCAGGAGAAUCUCACUCAUGUGACUGCCAUCCUGUCAGAGAGGGAGGGAGAAAUGAAGGUGUACCAGGAACAGAUGAGACUGCUGGAAGAGCAGAAAGAAAUGCACAAAACUGCUCUGGAUCAGGUUAUUAAGGACGUAAGAGAGAAAAACCAGAAGAUUGAAUCCCAGCAAGAAGAGAUACAGGAGCUGGAGAAGCAGCAAGAAGAACAAAGGAUUGCUGUCAGCAAAAUGAGCAAAGACCUGGAAGAGAGAGACCAGGAGAUCAGAUCCCUGAAGACCUUGCAGAAUCUCCAGCUCAGGCUAACCAAGAAGAAUGAAGAGGUUAGACAUCACAGAGAGCAAGAGAA
Molecule: messenger RNA, 2784 nt
Organism: Gymnogyps californianus (California condor)
Lineage: Eukaryota; Metazoa; Chordata; Aves; Accipitriformes; Cathartidae
Product: centrosome-associated protein CEP250-like
Biological process (GO): cilium assembly
Source: RefSeq, a predicted model, not a curated record